This is a messenger RNA of Clupea harengus (Atlantic herring), 1425 nucleotides long. RefSeq names its product urotensin-2 receptor (gene uts2r3). Gene Ontology annotation, biological process: neuropeptide signaling pathway; blood vessel diameter maintenance; regulation of blood pressure. Gene Ontology annotation, cellular component: plasma membrane. The record is from RefSeq and is a predicted model, not a curated record. Gene Ontology annotation, molecular function: urotensin II receptor activity. The transcript has a single exon. NCBI's taxonomy places the organism in Eukaryota, Metazoa, Chordata, Actinopteri, Clupeiformes, Clupeidae. Bases 1 to 1146 code for a protein of 381 amino acids.
AUGGAGUUAUUGGGCUCAGUCUCCCUCCUCUCCUCCCCCUCUCCGACCUACACCAUCCCACUCCUUAACCUCUCCCUCCCGUCCACCUCUCCCUCACUCUCUCCAUCCCCGAGCACAGCCUCCACCGCUCUCUUCUGUUUCCUGCUCUCCCUCCUGUCCCUGCUGGGGAUUGUGGGUAAUCUGUACACCAUCGGACUCCUCCUCAGUCGCCGUAGGGGUGGGCGGCGGAGACAGCCGGGGUGGCCAUGCUGUCUGGGUCACUCCUGCCUGGGCUCUUCGUCCUCCUCCCCCUCCCUCUCUCCCUCUUCCUCUCCCACCACCUCCUCCUCUUCUUCCUCGUCGUCUCUGCACCUCCAGGUGUUGAGUCUGGCCCUGGCAGACCUGCUGUACCUGUCCACCGCCCCUUUCAUUGUGUACGAUAGCCUGACAGCCGACUGGGCAUUUGGGGAGGUGGGCUGCCGGCUCCUGCUCAGCCUGGACCUGCUUACCAUGCACGCCAGCAUCUUCACCCUCACCGCCAUGAGCAUGGACCGGUACCGGGCGGUGGCCGACCCACUGGUGGCAUCGGUGUCGCCCUCCUCAGGCCUGGUGCGCGUGGUGCUGGCGUGGGGCAUGGCCGUGGCUCUCAGCCUGCCCAUGAUGAUCACCCUGCACCUGGAGGACGGGGGGACCCAGAUGCUGUGUGUGCCGGCGUGGGACGAGCAGAGCUCCAAGGCCUACCUGAGCGUGCUGUUCUGCACCAGCAUCCUGGCCCCGGGGCUGGCCAUCGGGGGGCUGUACACCGCGCUGGGCUGCCUCUACUGGAAGUCCCAGAGCCAGGCGGCGUGGAACUCCAGCAGCACCUACGCGCCACGAGCGCCGCGGCCCAAGGUGCUGCUGCUCAUCCUGGGCAUCGUGCUGGCCUUCUGGGCCUGCUUCCUGCCCUUCUGGAUCUGGCAGCUGCUGCCGCUCUACCGGCCGGACUUGCUGCCAUCGGUGCCGACCAGCACGCAGGUCACGGUGAACCGCAUCCUGACGGGUCUGACCUACGGUAACUCCUGCGUGAACCCGUUCUUCUACACACUCCUUACGGGCAAGCGCAAGAGAACCAGGCAGACCCUAAGCUCCAGCGGCCCCCAAUGUCACAAGACCAGUUCCAUACGCUAAUGCAGAGCAGACCAGUUCCAUACAGAGCAGACCACAUGAACAUGCUAACACAGAACGUACAAGCUACACAUCCUAACACAGAAUGGCCCAGCUCCAUAUGCAAACACAGAACAGACUAGCUAUAUACGGUAACACAGAACAGACUAGCUACACACACUAGUUACUACACACACAGAACAGACUAGCUAUGUACGCUUACACAGAGCAGACUAGCUACACACACUAGUUACUAUACACACAGAACAGUCUAGCUAUGUACAGUAUGCUAGAACAUAGUGG